Nerophis lumbriciformis (worm pipefish) is the source of this 5648-nucleotide messenger RNA. It is a transcript of the gene camsap2b, whose product is annotated as calmodulin regulated spectrin-associated protein family, member 2b. Gene Ontology annotation, biological process: neuron projection development; negative regulation of microtubule depolymerization; cytoplasmic microtubule organization. The record is from RefSeq and is a predicted model, not a curated record. Gene Ontology annotation, molecular function: spectrin binding; microtubule minus-end binding; calmodulin binding. NCBI's taxonomy places the organism in Eukaryota, Metazoa, Chordata, Actinopteri, Syngnathiformes, Syngnathidae. Gene Ontology annotation, cellular component: microtubule minus-end.
CAGAGCAGAUUCGGCGAGAGAAGCGAGGGAGGAAAUAGCCAGAAGAAGAAGCAACAUGGACACAAACGCCCAUUUUUGUUUCAAACUUUCUUUCUGACUCGAACGUAUCCCAGCGACGUAUUUUUUCCCCCCAUGGAUGUUUUUGCUCGGGAAUGGACUAAACUCCAGCUGCAGGACGCGAGAGUGAUGUGAACAUCGGAAGGUUUAUCUUCACAUUCUGGAGGGAGAAUGUUGUCAUUUUGACUCCGGAGGAAUUCCGGACUGGCCUGGUGUCCUCCUGCCCUGCCGCAGUGGCAGCGAAGAAGAUGGGAGAUGAUAGCGGCAUGAGACGGACCUUCAUCGUCCCUGCCGUCAGGAGCUUCGACCACUAUGACGUCAUCAGGGCCAAGAUCACCUGCAGCUUGACCUGGCUGGUGGCCAAGGCCUUUGGCUCUGAUGAAGUACCAGACGAGCUGGUGGAGCCUUUCUACAGGGACCAGUACAACCAAGAGCACCUGAAGCCUCCUGUGGCCUGCUUGCUCCAGUCUGCAGAGCUCUACUGCCGUGCGGGAAGCUUGAUCCUGCGCAGCGAUGCGGUCAAACCUUUACUGGGCCACAACGCCGUCAUCCAGGCUCUGGCCCAGAAAGGUUUGUAUGUCACCGAUCAGGACCGACUCGUGACAGAGAGAGAUCUGACCAGCACGCCUAUACUCAUGAGUUCCCAUAUGGCGCUGAUAGACACGCUGAUGAUGGCGUACGUGGUGGAGAUGAUGAGUGUGGAGAGGGUGAUGUCCUGCAUCAACAGACAUUGCUUUACCGAGCCAUCACACGAUGACGCUCACUUCCAGGAGCUGCCUUAUGACACCGAGGAUGCCAUCACCACCUGGAUAAACAAGGUAAACGAACACCUGAGGGACAUUCUUGUUGAAGAGCAGAAACUUAGAGAAGUUUCUCACCAAGACUCAAACACAAUGUCCAAGGCGCGUUACAGAAGGGAGCAAAUUCAGCAGAGGAGUGCACCCUCGCUCCCCCUGGUGGACAACAUGCUAAAGGACAACACAGACGGCUGCGCCCUGGCUGCUCUGCUACAUUUCUACUGCCCACAGACCGUUAGAUUAGAAGAUGUGUGCCUGAAGGAGACCAUGUCGCUGGCUGACAGUCUGUACAACCUGCAGCUGGUGCAGGAGUUCUGCAGGAGCAACUUGGACCGCUGCUGCCACUUCAGCCUGGAGGACAUGCUCUACGCACACGCAUCCAUAAAGAGUAACUACUUGGUGUUCCUGGCCGAGCUUUUCUGGUGGCUCGAAGUGGUUAAACCCUCAUUCGUUCAGCCCAGAGUCUUUGACCCUAAUGCUUGUGUGGUUGUAAGACCCUGCAGAAAUAUGGCUCCCGUGUCCAAGCAGAGCUAUGUGGACAGACCUGACAGCCCAGAAGACAUCGCUGAUGAAGGUGUAAUGAAGAGAUCUACCUCCAUGUCCUUUGUGGAUGGUUGUGUUGGGACUUGGCCACAAGAAAGACGCUCUUCCACACGGGGAAUUUCCUUUGAGAUUCCUCUGGAUGGAGAACCCACCGCACCGUUGUGUGAGGCUCCCUCCCUUAGCAGUAUGACCCGCUCCGCUAGCAGCGACGGUAUCGGGUUCAAAGUUCACCAUGCACCUCGAGGCGGCAUGAAGCGGCAUGUGUCCGUGGCGCCCGUCACCGUAAACGGACAGAACAGACACAUCGCAGAGGAGGAGGAGGACUUCAGCCCCCGCAGACCCCUGGGCAGGAACAACACCUUCUCCAUCAAGAAUCAAAGCAGGUGUCCCAAUGGAGUCCUCCCAGACAACAACCACAACCCUCCCAAUCACCAUGGUGACCACAGCGGCCACUCCAGCCCCUCGACCCCUCCGAGCAUCGAAGAGGCUUUAAAAAUAAUCCACGACACGGAAAGACCCCACGCCAGCCUCGGCCUGGGAGACAGAGACAAUGGCUUCUUUCUCCACGAUGCCCAACCUUCAGGACCCCAGGGGCAUCAAGGAGACGACCCGGGUGCAGCAAAAGCCCGGUUAAAUGACUACGACCCUAAUUCCGUGUCGACCGAAGACGUUGACACGGGCAUCCACGUGAGAACAGAGGACAUCCAAAGCUUGGAUGAGGACUCUUCCCUGAGAGACUACUCAGAUAUAGACCCCGACUGUGAGGCUAUGACCCGCUCGUCUGAAAAGGAGAGGAACUGGGAAGGUAGGCGUAAAGGGGUGGGGGAGUCUAACCCUGACUCCAGCAGUGGUAGAGGGGAUGGAGAGGACCGGAGCAGCCAGUGUCCGAGCUCGGCACCCACAUUGCCUCGAUCUCACACUAUGAGCCCCGCCUCUUCCUCCGGGGGCUCUGCAGGCGGAUUGGUGCGGAUGACCAGCUUUGCUGAGCAAAAGUUCAGAAAACUGGAGGGACGCAGCAGUGGAGGAACAACACCGGAGAGUUCAGACGUCAACACCGCAUACAAACAUCCUGCCAGAAGUGUUUACCCACAGAUCAGUACACCCCCCUUGCCAAUCACCUCCCCUUCUCCUGUAACACCUUCUCCCCGGGACCCCUCCCACCUGAUAGCCUCAGAGAUGAUCCAGCUGAGGAUGAAGCUCGAGGAGAAGCGCAGAGCCAUCGAAGCCCAGAAGAAGAAGGUGGAGGAAGCGUUCACUCGCCAUCGCCAGAAGAUGGGCAGAACAGCCUUUUUGAAUGUAGUGAGACGAAAAGGAGUGACCAGCCCGCUCAGUCCUCGCUCUGAAGGAACGCCUUCGACGCCAAAAGAAAGCUGCCAAGGCAGCAUGGAGAGGGCGGAGAGAUGCAAGCCUGAUGGCGCUGCUCCCAAAUCUCCCUGUGAAGAUGGAGGAGGUACGACGCCAGGGGAAACAGACCUUGCCGAGUACACUCGCUCUAUCGACAGGCUGAACUCGUCACUAGGCUUCCUGCAGACAGAGAUGCAGCGACUGGCUCAGCAGCAGGAGCGGAUCAUGACUAUGAGAGACCAACAGCAACAGGCCUGGGUCAUUCCUCCCCCUGCUCCAUCCCCACACAGGCAGCUCCGCAUGUUGCGUAGCAGCAGUGUCUCAGGCCGAGGAUCAGUGGGUUCCUUGUCUCCUGUCUUGUCCUCGUCCGGCUCUGUGAACCCUCCCAUUCGACCCUCUGCCGGCAUCAAGCGACGUCCGGCCUCCUUCCACGCCAGAACACCUCGGACUCCACGGCCCAACGAUCUGAAGAUCACGCCUAUUAGCCGAAUGCUCAACACCCCUACAUCCGUCGACAGCAUACCGAGACUGAGGAGGUUUACCUCCAGCCAAACACACACCAGUUCGUUUGCAUACCUGAGUCACGACGAGGGAUUCGGGACUAGCAAAAGCCUGGAGACUAAGGAGGGCAAAGAAAACACUAAGGACAAAGAUGAAGCCAAGAAGGGUGCAGGCACCCCCACAACCAAGGAGAGAGACAAAGACUCAGCUGAGCCUGAGGAAGCUUCGACGAGGAACGUCAACCAAUCAAGAACUUCAGAGGUAUUGUGUCAGCCGACGUCUGAGAUCCAAGGCAGCAAGGUGCAAGGAGACCCUCAGGACAGGAGAGAACUGGUGGAGGUGACGAUGUCUGGACUAUGGCCUGCAGAGAGCCAACUUCGGGAGGCAGGUGGAGAAACCGGAGACGGCCAGAAGAUGUGCUGUGGAUUUUUCUUUAAGGAUGAUGCAAAAGGGGAUGAGGACAUUGCAACAAAGAAAGCAGCUCUGCUGGAGAAGAGGCUGAGGAGGGAGAAGGAGGCACAAGAGAAGAAGCAACAACAAGAGCUGGACCAGGAGCAGAAAAAGGAAGCAGCACGGUUGAAAGCAGAAGAAGAACAGCUGAAAAAGGACGAGGAGAAGGCAAGAAAGGAAUACAUCCGGAACGAGUAUUUAAGGAGGAAGCAGCUUAAGUUGAUGGAGGACAUGAAUGAAGUUGUCAAGCCUCGAUGCGGAAGCCUCAAGAAGAAGCCUCGACCCAAGUCCAUCCACAGGGACGUCAUGGAGUCCUCGGCUGUCCCCGUGAGAUUAUCAGGCGUGCGUCCUCGAGGCUACUCGGUAUCCAGUGUUUCUUUGGCCUCUUUGAAUCUGACUGACAAUGACAGCAACCAUGCAGAUAACAAGAAGACGUACAGAGGCAAUAAAGUAGCUUCUCCUCAUUUCCCCUUCUUUCUAAACUCCCCUAAAGAAAGAAAGCAAAGGCCCGACUCUGCAGAGGGGUUUUCUUCGUGCCCCUCUGCUGGUAGUCGCAACGGAGAGAAGGACUGGGAAAACGAAUCGACCACUUCCUCCAACACCGAGUACACAGGACCGAAACUCUACAAGGAGCCCAGCGCCAAGUCCAACAAGCACAUCAUUCAGAAUGCUUUGGCUCACUGCUGCCUGGCCGGAAGGGUCAACGAAGGGCAGAAGAACAAGAUCCUCGAUGAAAUGGAAAAAUCCGAAGCCAAUAACUUCCUGGUCUUGUUCCGCGACUCCGGUUGCCAGUUCAGGUCGGUGUACGCCUACUGCCCCGAGACGGAGGAGAUCACACGACUGGUCGGCAUCGGACCCAAGACCAUCACGGCCAAAAUGAUCGAGGGCCUUUACAAGUACAACUCGGACAGGAAGCAGUUUAGUCAGAUCCCGGCCAAAACCAUGUCCGCCAGCGUGGACGCCGUCACUAUUGCGAGCCACCUGUGGCAGAGCAAGAAGCAGGGGACGCCCAAAAAGAUGCACAUGAAGUAGCACUAUCAGAUUUGGCAGAUACAAAUGGACACCCGUGUUUCCUCACCUGCCAAAUCAGACAUUCAUAGGCCAUCAAUGCCUCUGAAGUGAAUGUCCCGCCUCCUAAAGAGGCCGCGUGGUUUCAUAAGUUGAUCAUGUGUGGCCUUAUGCUUGUUUUUUGUCAUUUUGUCAGCGCCUGUUCAAAAAGUUUGGGUCCAGGUUAGAUCUGAUCUGGGAUCAGAUGUAUUAUUCACCUUGUGCUGCUAUCCGGGCGUUUUAAGACUGUUGCAAUGUUUAUGUGUUGUCAAGUGCCAAGAAGAGUGAUUGCCAUUAUUGAGUAUCUUCAAUCUGUCGCUGAGAAGCACCAGGAAAAGACUCUUUAUUUAUCAUUUAUUCAUUAUAUACUAAAUGUCUUGACUUUAUUUGUACAUAACGGCAAGUCACCUUCUAGCAGCCUAUGGGUAGCUCUUCUAAUUUAACAUCUUUAGUACAUCCUCAUUUUGGGGCCAUUUAUCGUGCCGUAACAUCCCAAAAAUAAGAGAUCCCUUCUUGUGCAAUGGACCCAUGCCAUCUUAUUGUGCAUCUUGUUUGACCCUGACUGUACAGAAAUGUUACAAAAACACUAUUAGCACUUCACAGUUGACUUUAAUGUUACUUUAAAAAAAAAAAAAAAAAAAAGUUAUCUGAGUAUGCAUCAACACUGUACAGAUAUAUUUUGGCAUACAGUAAAGUAUUUUUUGUAACAACAUUUAAAGAUGAUGGGGUGUGCCCUGAUGAAGCAGCGUGUUCAAUCAAGGACGUUAAAUGUGAGGAUGGAGUAAGAAUGAUGAGGCAAUCAUAAUAUUGUUGUUUUUUUCCCUUUGACUAAAUAUGCUUAACGGUUCUUGUAUUUGUUUUUUUCGCCUCUAGUAUUUCAGCUUUAAUAAAAUGCAGCAGCAUUCAGCA